Messenger RNA from Paramecium tetraurelia, 600 nucleotides. RefSeq lists its product as uncharacterized. The transcript has 2 exons. The record is from RefSeq and is a predicted model, not a curated record. NCBI's taxonomy places the organism in Eukaryota, Ciliophora, Oligohymenophorea, Peniculida, Parameciidae.
AUGUACGAUUUCACAAGAAUGCAAAAAUUAGUUGAUAGAAUGUAAAAACUCUAACCUCCUAAUCCACCUCCUGAUAAUAGGUUUUUACCUGAAGAGUUAAAGAAAGAUAAAAUUGUGGAAGAUCCUCAAAAAAAUGUAAAAUAGGCAAAAAGAUAACUCCUAAUCAAGAACUAUAAGGGUUCUAAUGGGUUAAAGCCUAUCGAAGAUGAAAGGCUCCUUCUUAUUUAAAAAGAGAAUUACCUAAAGAAAAAGUAAAGAGAAUUGGAGAUGGAGCAAGUCAAAUAAGAAUUGGCUGAAUAAAAAAAAUAAGAAAAAUUAAAAUUAGAAUAAGAAACAUAAAGGGCUCUAUUAGUUGUCAAAGAAAAAAAAGAGAUAACAUAAGUCUAAAAAGAAGAAAAAAUUAAAAAGCGAAACGAUAAUGAAUUUUAUAAGAGAAAGUAAAAGGCAAAUAAUUCAAUUUAAAUGUCAUCAAUAGAUGCAUCUUAUGUAUCACAAAACUUAAAUUCCUCAUUAAUUAAGAAAUAAAUUUUAGAUUAUCAUACUCUACCAAAAGAACAAUACAAUCGUAUUUAUCGUCAACCAGUUAGCCCACCAAAAUGA